This is a messenger RNA of Oncorhynchus masou masou (cherry salmon), 3101 nucleotides long. Its product is annotated as circularly permutated Ras protein 1-like. The transcript is spliced from 19 exons. Gene Ontology annotation, molecular function: SNARE binding; zinc ion binding. Gene Ontology annotation, cellular component: endoplasmic reticulum exit site; COPII vesicle coat. Bases 260 to 2242 code for a protein of 660 amino acids. Lineage: Eukaryota; Metazoa; Chordata; Actinopteri; Salmoniformes; Salmonidae. The record is from RefSeq and is a predicted model, not a curated record. Gene Ontology annotation, biological process: intracellular protein transport; COPII-coated vesicle cargo loading; endoplasmic reticulum to Golgi vesicle-mediated transport.
AGGUCGAAUGGUUUGAUGUUUGAUGACAAAGGCACAGUGUCUUUGGUUUUCUUGAGUUUCUGUUAUCAACCUCAACACUGAUCAGUUCACUUCCUGUCACACACACACAUUUACAUGCGCACACGCAGAGUCACACACAACACAAGCAGGAACAUGGUGGUUUAAACCACAAAAAGAAACGCUCAGAGUUGGCUGGACAGACAAACAGACAGGCGGACCGGUUUCUUUCUCUCUACAAGUCAACCCUUCUACAACUCAGAUGGAGUUUGCCUGCAGUCACGUCGUGUGUAACUGGAGCCCAGAAGGGAGUUUAAUGGGGGGGUCAGAUGAGGGGGGUUCAGGUUUGAGUGUGAAUCCCUGUAGUCCUCCAGGUGAAGGGGAGACCACAGAUCCAGGUGUAGCCCUCAGACUGUCUGUCACAGAGCACAUGUACGACAACCGCAUCUCAGUCAUCCCUCAGCAAGAGCCAGGACUAGUGCCUCCACCUUUGCCCCCUCGACGGUUUGAGUCUCAGAAGUACCCCCGACGCACCUCUCUGCCUCCCCCACCUCCCCCUCUUUCCUCUCUGCCUCCCCCCCUACCAGCCCGAGGUGCGGAAGGCCGAGGAGAGCAGAGCAUCAGAUUGAAGGCUAAUGUUAAUGUUCUCUCUCUCAGUGUUGGACGACUCGUAGAUAUCAGUAGAGCAUCUGGCAUCCAGACCACUCAGUGUCCCGUGAUGCACUGUGGGAGAUGUAGUGCUGCCCUGUCCUCCCUGAGUUCUGUACAGAACACACAGGAAACUGCCGUAUGGCUGUGUGAGUUCUGUGGUCUCCAGAACACCCUGUCUACUUCAGGUCCUGGUUCCAAGGUGGGCCUCAGGGUUAGAGGGGCUCCUCGAGGGAGAGAUGUGAUCUACCUCCACCGUCAGACCGACCAGGACUACGAAAACCUGGAGGAUGUCAUGGUGGUCUUCUGUGUUGAUAUAUCUGGGAGCAUGAGCGUCACCUCUGAGGUCACCCCAGGGAAUCCUAUGAGGUCAGCAACCUACGUAUCCCGACUACAGAGUAUUCAGGAUGCCCUCCAGAGGGCACUGUCCUCUCUACUUAAGACUUCACCUCUCCGCCGAGUCGCCAUUGUUACCUUCAAUGACGAGGUAGUAGUGUAUGGUGAUGGUUCAGGUGUACCAGCCUCUCUGAGGGACUGGGCUCUCGUUGAUUAUGACUAUCUGAGACAACAGGGUCAACAGUACCACACUCCACACUGUAUAGCUGAGAGCUACCAACACCUGUCACUGAGAGUCAAAGAGUUGCGUGAACACGGGGCUACAGCGUUGGGUCCUGCAGCCUUGGUCUCCGUUGCCAUGGCGUCUCGAUUCGUGGGGUCAAAGGUGAUAUUGUGUACAGACGGGCGAGCUAACAUCGGAUUGGGUGAGAUGGAGGAGAGUCCCGCCCCCUUCUCCUCCCACAAGUCACCUUACUUCUACAGACAGCUAGCCAACGAGGCAGCUAACAAAGGUGUGAUAGUUUCAGUGAUGACCUUUGAGGGCACAGACUGCAGGUUGGCUGAGGUGGGACUACUGGCUGACCAGACCGGAGGAAGGGUAAACAGAGUAAACAUUGGUACCGUAGCAACAGAGAUCCAGUCAGCUCUGGCCGACAACAUCUUAGCGACGGGCGUCAGGGCAACGUUAUUAGCAGCUGACGGCAUGUAUUUUCCCUAUGAGGAGUGUAACCACUGUCUAGUAAGGGAUAUAGGAAACGUAACAGAAGAGGUAGAGGUCACCUUUCAGUUUGCCUGCAAGCCUGAUAGUACAGAGAGUUUCAUGCGUAGAGACAGACUACCGUUCCAGCUACAGCUGUCCUUCACCACCAGAGAUCAACAGAAAGUAACACGCAUCAUUACUGAACAGAGACGGGUUACAACCAGCAGCUGGGUGUGGGCAGGCAGUCUGAACAUGUCAGUGUUAGGGGUCCACUGUGCCCAGCUGUGUGCCAGGUUAACUAUGAAGGGACGAGUCCAUGAGGCACAGAGACAACUCAGAGCACAGCAAGACCUGCUCAAAGACAUCAGUGAGCAGAGGUCCAACCCAAAGGAGGAGAGUAUCUACGGAAACUGGAUCGAUACCAUGACAACCGUCUGUGACGACCUCACCACAGACUCCCAGGCCCUCUCUGAUGAGGCAGCUAAGGUGGUGUACCAGAUGAAGAGAGCCAGCAGUGUGGGCCAGAGAACAAGGAAACAGACUGACAUGGUGGCUCUGUGAAACCAGCAGUGUGGGCCAGAGAAGGAGGAAACAGACUGACAUGGUGGCUCUGUGAAACCAGCAGUGUGGGCCAGAGAACAAGGAAACAGACAGACAUGGUGGCUCUGUGAAACCAGCAGUGUGGGCCAGAGAACAAGGAAACAGACAGACAUGGUGGCUCUGUGAAACCAGCAGUGUGGGCCAGAGAACAAGGAAACAGACAGACAUGGUGGCUCUGUGAAACCAGCAGUGUGGGCCAGAGAACAAGGAAACAGACAGACAUGGUGGCUCUGUGAAACCAGCAGUGUGGGCCAGAGAACAAGGAAACAGACAGACAUGGUGGCUCUGUGAAACCAGCAGUGUGGGCCAGAGAACAAGGAAACAGACAGACAUGGUGGCUCUGUGAAACCAGCAGUGUGGGCCAGAGAACAAGGAAACAGACAGACAUGGUGGCUCUGCGAAACCAGCAGUGUGGGCCAGAGAAGAAGGAAACAGACUGACAUGGUGGCUCUGUGAAACCAGCAGUGUGGGCCAGAGAAGAAGGAAACAGACAGACACGGUGGCUCUGUGAAACCAGCAGUGUGGGCCAGAGAACAAGGAAACAGACAGACAUGGUGGCUCUGUGAAACCAGCAGUGUGGGCCAGAGAAGAAGGAAACAGACAGACACGGUGGCUCUGUGAAACCAGCAGUGUGGGCCAGAGAAGAAGGAAACAGACAGACACGGUGGCUCUGUGAGGAGCCAGUCCAGAGCAGUCACAGGUGGCAGAGCCAGUUGGUAGCCAUGUUAGAGACUGUCCACUCUCUCAAAUAACUCCUAAUUUACUACCUAAAUAUUAUAUAAAUACAUGUUGUAUGAUUGUUUGGUACUGUACAUAAAAA